CUAUGCUCUGUCACUAUUUAUGGCUAAUGUCACUUGACGGUGUUGCUGUAGGGUAUGUGAAUGCAUUGAUUGACUAAGUGGUAUAUGGGUAAGUCCUCGGUCGAUGUCACACACGUGUCACAAUCGUCCGAAUGAAUGUCUCAUCACAGCUCUCCAGCGAUACAUCAUUCCAGCGCAUCUAUCUAUCUAUCUCCAUGCGCCGGAGGACCAUCUGCCUGUCCAAGCACACCGCACACUCAUGCGCAGCUCCAGCGUGGAUCAUGACUGCUCAUGAGUCGUGUGUGAAGAGUACGAGGCUGUAUCGCGAGAAGCCCUCGAACCCGUCCAGCACCUGACAUUGAAUACCACACUACACAAGAAUGACGAGACACACAUGGGCAAUACCUCGUGGCUGUACAGCAUGGACGGCAGGCACAAUAUGUCACGCGGCCCAAACUCAGGGAACCUCAAACCUGCACACACAUGGCACACACCACGACACCACGGCAACGUAUGCACACAUGCUACACACUUGGAUGAAGUAGCCAUGCUUCCUUCCUUCCUUCCUUGCCUGCCACCCCCCCCCCCCCAUCCACCCAGCCACCCACCCACCCACCCACCCACCCACCGAGAUUGUGUGCGACAAAGGGGGCCGAUCCCCGCGGGCAGUCGCCAAGAACAGCGAUGCCUGAACAUAUGAUUCCUGUUGUGCCGCCGCACGUUUGUGUGCAUGUGUGCAUAUCAGAGAGUGAAUGUCUGCGUGCGUACAGCAAUUGGUGUGCCAUCUGUCGAGGGAGUCGAAGUGCGACAGAGCCGCGGAGUCUUUGUUGAUGGUCAGAGCCAUGGCGUACCGCCCCUGCAGACAGGCACACAGAUGUAGCUGUCCAGGCAGUUGGCUGUGUCCAAUCAGCUCUUACACUUACUCACCUGCAGACGGAGCGGGGGCUUGCCCUCAUGAUAUCCAGACCUGCCAUUCCACACAAUCAGGAACCCAUCAGUGAUGGACGUAUCUUUCUCAUGCGCGUGUGUGUGCAGUCAAUUUACCGAUUCCUAGUAAACAUAUCGCCCAUGAGGAUCUCUACGUACUCGCCAAUCUACAAUGCAGUGCAAUCAAGAGAGACACAUGCAGCUGGUUGGCUGUGUGGUGCCUGUGUGGCUCUGUGCUGCCAUGGAAUGUGUGUUGCUUGCCUUGUUGAGGUGUGGCUGGAGAUCAUCGAGCAGAUUGAGGAGCAUCGGGUGGGCCUGCGUCUCCUUGGUGACCGUGGCCUGCUUCUGGCGGGUUCCCCAGACACCCAGAUGCAACCCCUGGUCACAAAAAAAGGCAUAUCUCAUACACGGGAACAUUAUCGCUUCCUGCAAAACGUACCUCUAUGCCUCGCGAGCUACCGUGAGGGCCCUGCGGCACACGACAGAGAGACAGGGGGGAGAGAAAGAGAUCUCCGCUUCUUUGUGAUUGGCUCGUGAACUCACGUCUGUGCGUCCGCUGACUUCACAUAUCGUUUGCGCUUUGUCCAGGGCAUCUGUGUGUUCGAUCAGAGUGAUGCCGUCUCUGAUGUAGAAGCCGACCAUACGGCCCUCGCACAGCACACCACACGAGUCGACCACAUCUCGCAGCAGAUUACCGAAGGCCAUCCGACACCUCAGACUGUGCAAGUCCAUCCACAGCCGCUGACAUACGCACAAGAGGAGGAUGAAUGCUGCAUGAGGCAUGGAUGCAGUCACCUUGCGUCUCUCCUUCUCAGCAUCUAUGAGACUCGUGAGCUGAGUCUUGGACAGGUCGAGGCCGCAUUCCCUCAGCUCAUUCACCACACUGCACACAUGUGGAAACAUUGGCUAUCAUGAUUUACCCACAUUGUAUGUGGGGCGGCUGUGUGCGUCCGUAACCUGGUGGGGAUGUGGUAGUUGGUCGGCCGUCGCACCAUGUGCCCGAGGGUGUGGACGGUGCCCACCUUCGACCGCACCUCAGAGGCGGAGAGCUGGUGCUGGUAGGCCCCCUCGUCGCCUCCAGAGGUCUCUCCUUCGAUCUCAUUGCUGUCGAUGCCAUACCUGGCGAUGGGCUGCACACAAGCAACAACAUGGAGACAGACAGAGACGAGAUAUGCGACAUGGAGUGGACACAUCACCUUUUCCAGCAUCCAACAAUCAUGUCGGGCAGGGAUGGUGCACUCCGCACAUACCGAACCGUCAGACCGCACAAAUCGAACCUCUACCAUAUCCUCACCAGACGCUGACAGACAGACACACAUACCCGUCUUUCUGUCACUAUCCUUUUUCGGCGCACACACACCCGUCUUGCGCUUGGUAGCAUACGUCAUCCGCAUAAGGUCUGUAUCCCUGAUCUUGACGGCCUCGAUGACGCCCUUCUCCAGCAAAUCAUCAGCUACUUCUACGCUGCACAGACACACAAGACAUACAUACAUACGCACAUGUGUGGGGGUAUCUGCGUGUGCUUGUGGCCGACCUGUCCCACAGCCUUGUGUUGACCCCUCCGUCCUGUGCGAGUUGUCCGCUGCCCAUCUGCAACUGCCUGCGUCCCUCCGACCCCUCCCCUCCCUGCCCCUCCCGCAGGCGCGCUUCGUCUAUCUCCACACGCCGACGGACGUCGCUGAAUGGCGCCGCCGCCCACAGAUCUUCCAGUCGCCUCACCAUCAUCCAUCGCAGCCUAUCACGGAUGUCAUCGUUCGAGCGGUCCAGUGGAUGGGUGGCGAGGAAGCCAGCUGCCUGCCAUGGCCCAUCGAGGCCGUAUGGCGGGCCUUGGCGGUCUUUGGCUCUCACGGCCGGGGUGGAUUUGCUCUGCGCACUCGGCCGCGGCGUGUGAUGCACUUCGGUGGGCGGAGGGGGGGUAGAGUCUGCUCCGUUGUUGGGGGCCUCAUCGGUCAUGUCGUCACACGCCUCUUCUGCCCCGUCGUCAUCCGCUGCUGCCGGGGCCGGUGCAUCGAUCGCCGCAGUGGUGUCCAUCUCGCCGCUGCGUCUCACCGGCACCUGGCGACGCCCUCCGUACGCCUUCUCGACGUCCACACCCAUCGCCGCACAGCCCACCAGGAUGAGACACAUGCCGUCCGUAAAGGACGCGCACUCAGCAUCCGACUCGGACGCCUGCCCUCCGUCCCACUGCCCCCCACGACUCGAGUGCAGCUGCACCGCCUGCUCGAGCAUACGGCGUAUGAUGAAGAGGUCUAUAGCCGGGCCGGGCCCGCCAUUCUCGCUCCGGUAGGCGCUGAUGUAUGCCUCUUGGAUGGUCAUGAAGAGCAAUCUAUGAUGGCCGGGCAGAUCUGAGAGGACGCGACGGAGCCUCUCCUCGGCGUCGCUCUCAUGCUGCUUGCCUGAAACAACAAACGCAGAGAGAUUGAGAUUAAGAGUCAGCACCGUUGUCUGGGGCGUCUGCGACCUGAUGCCUCCAGCAU
Molecule: messenger RNA, 3383 nt
Organism: Vitrella brassicaformis
Lineage: Eukaryota; Vitrellaceae
Source: the annotation of a GenBank genome assembly